UUAUUCCAUCAUGGCGUCGACCGGCAAAUCCAGAAAAUCUCGAAGUAAAAAUUCGAGCCCAGGCGCGACUCCAUCUAAAAAGAAACGACCGGGAACACCUGGUAUUGUGCAGGAAGGAGAGUUGCCUGUUGAGCUGGAGUUGUCUGUCCCUGCCCCUAUAAUAGAUGAGACGCCAGAGAGAGCACCAGCUGUAUUCAAAGACCCCAACUUCAUUCAUUCCAGUAAAGGCGCUGCAGGGAACAAGAAGACACGCAUCUGGAAGAACCUCAAACAGAUCAUAGCAGCUGAACGCUCGUUACCAUGGCAGCCAAAUGAUGUCACAUAUGGUGGAAUAGACGCUCCACCCUCCUUUAAACCAGCUAAGAAAUACUCCGACCUAUCAGGCCUGCAGGCUCCGUACACAGACCCUCAGACCAAGAUGAGGUAUGCUACGACUGAGGAGUUUACGAGAGCAAGGAUGUUGCCGAGUGAUCUCGUUACCGGGUACCUAGCGCUGCGGAAAGCCAACCCACCAGUACCAUGAUAAACGUACAUAUGAUGGAUGUUCUGAUGAGUUGAUCAAACAGGGUCAGGACUGUCAGUGACAAGACUAUCAGUACAUUAUUCCAUGAGGAGAGAAUACUCCCCUGGGUCUGCAGCGACCACAAUGGCAGCCGAGGGGGGAUUAGAUGGCUGCCUCUCUGUUGUCUCCUUGGUAACAUUGCUGAUUGACAGGACAUGGGGCUGCUUACUGGUAGUCAUAAAUCGUGAUAUGAUGCAUGUUGUUAGUUAUGGUGAUAUGAUACAAGAUGCUGUGAAUAGAGUCUAAUUACUUUCUCCGUAAUGAAAUAUUUAUUAUA
This is a messenger RNA of Haliotis rufescens (red abalone), 839 nucleotides long. RefSeq names its product INO80 complex subunit C-like. The coding region runs from base 11 to 523 and encodes 170 amino acids. Gene Ontology annotation, cellular component: Ino80 complex. Lineage: Eukaryota; Metazoa; Mollusca; Gastropoda; Lepetellida; Haliotidae. The record is from RefSeq and is a predicted model, not a curated record. Gene Ontology annotation, biological process: chromatin remodeling. The transcript is spliced from 5 exons.